Osmerus eperlanus (European smelt) is the source of this 1041-nucleotide messenger RNA. RefSeq lists its product as uncharacterized. Bases 1 to 975 code for a protein of 324 amino acids. Lineage: Eukaryota; Metazoa; Chordata; Actinopteri; Osmeriformes; Osmeridae. The transcript has 3 exons. The record is from RefSeq and is a predicted model, not a curated record.
AUGGUCCUCAUCAACACAUACGAAAAGUUUGAGGCAAUCAGCCCAGCUGAAUGCCUCGCUAUUUGUCUACGAUACCUUGCCACGGGGGAUUCGUUCAUGACUAUCAGCUUCAGCUAUCGCGUCGCCUCAUGUACUGUGGCAGGUAUUGUCGGGGAUGUGUCUCGGGCCAUUUGGGACUGCCUUGUGGAGGAGUUCAUGCCUGUGCCAACCAAGCAGGACUGGAGGGACAUUGCUGAAGGCUUCCUUCAGAGGUGGAACUUUCCAAACUGCCUGGGCUCCAUCGAUGGCAAGCAUGUUGUCAUCCAGGCCCCUCCCAACUCAGGGUCACUGUACCACAAUUACAAGGGGAUAUUCUCCAUCGUUCUCCUUGCUGUUGUGGACGCCGACAACAUGUUCCGGGUCAUCGAUGUCGGUGGCUAUGGACGGAACAGUGACGGUGGGACCCUGGGGAACUCUGCGUUUGGUGAGGCCCUGAAAGAUGGAACCCUGGACCUCCCAGAGAACUGCAUCAUCCCUGGAGCAGAGCCACGUGGACCACUGCCACACGUCUUCGUGGGUGAUGAGGCCUUUCCUCUGCGGAGCAACCUCAUGCGCCCCUUCCCUGGGACAAACCUCGCCAGGGAGAAGAGGCUUUUCAACUACCGCCUCAGCCGUGCCAGGUUGACAGUCGAGUGUGCGUUUGGUAUUCUCUCCAGCCAGUGGAGAAUGUAUCGGCGUGUCAUUGGUGUCAACCCGGCAAAAGCGGAGGCGUGUGUGAAGGCCACCUGCAUCCUCCACAACUUCAUCCGGAGGUCCAGGAGAGGGGCCAGUGGAUGUCCAGAAGCCAGGCCUGGCCAGGAGGGGUCAGCAGGUCUCCAGGAGGCUCCACGACUGGACAGCAACAAUGCUGCACGUGCAGCAAUUCACGUGAGGGAUGCAUUCACUGCAUAUUUCAAUGCAGAAGGUGCAGUGCCCUGGCAGCAAUCAGUUGUAUAGCCCAUGUCAUCAAGAAACAAAGGCUCUUUUAAGAGCCACCCACAUUAAUCACAAAAAGGCAAACAG